CACCCACCACCCACACACACACAUACACACACACACACAGUACAGCUCACAGUCUCCUGAGCGGUGACUCAGGCCGGCAUGUUGGGUGUUGUUGGAGGUUUCCUGACCUCUUGGUGUGGACAGAAGCAGGAGGAUGGACAUGGUGGACGGCUGAACAAAAUGUAACAGAGACGCUGAGCAGUCAUGAGUGUCAGACAUGCUACCAGAGGACCAUUUACCUGCGGAUGGGACUGAGGAACAGAGCAACCCGACUAAAGGUGGUGCGUCUUUAAAGCCAGCCCAGGAAAUCCUUCCAGCACGUGACCCUGUUAGCAGAGGAAAUACCAUCCCCACUGACCUCAUCAGCACUCAGCCUCUACCUGCUGCAGCCUCACAGGAGCCAGAAGAGUUGAAGAAGCCUCAGUGUGACCUGCAGAAACCCACCUGCCCACGAUGUGGCCUCGCAGUCCCAGACCACAUGCCACCACCUGUCUCCCUACAGGGCUCCAGCUCAUCGGCGCAAAGCAGCAGAAGCAGCAGGAGGAGCAGGAGGAGCAGGAGCAAUGUGGCUGGAUCACACCAAAAUACUGCUUCACCUGCUGACUCCUGUCUCCAGCUGCUGCUGGCGUGCCUGUGGUGCCAGGGCUCGGUGCUGCUCCUGGGUCUCCUGGAGGUCUGCUCCUCCUGCCUCCACACCCUCUGCUCCUCCUGCUGCCACGCCUGCGCCCGCUGUUGUGCGGCCGUCCAAGAGGCGCCUGUGGAGGAGCUCAACUGCAACGCACACUGCCACUCGGUCCUUUUCGAGUCCUGCUGCGAGCCGACCGAGUGUCUCGAGUUUUGUCUGGAGUGCUGCGAGAUCUGCCAUCGCAGCUAGAAGCCCUGUGGAGCACUACACUGAUGAUGAGACUGAAACAGAUGUUGGGAGUCAUUAGUGCUACAAAGACAUUUCUUGUGACAAGGCGUCAUCUUUCUGACCUUGUUGUGAACCUCAAAGUCAUAUAAGAAUUAAAAGAAAAGACUGACAUCACUCUCACGACUGUGCAUUAAAUAAGAGCUGGAGACAGGAGGCGAUUAGCUUAGUUUUGCAUAAUGAGAUGAUGAUUAGCUUUAAGAUGUCAGACAUUGUUUCCAGAUUAAACAAAUCAAAUAAAGCAUGUUAUUUUUGAGGUGUAAAGGUGCUGGUAAGCAUUUUUUAAACUUUGGGCAGAGCCUUCUCUACACUUGUCUGUAUGCUAAGCUAAGCUAAUUGCCUCCCAGCCCCAAUACCUAAAGGAGUAAAUCCACAUUUUGGGAAACAGCUUAUUCCCUUAUUAAGCGAGUUAGAUGAGAAGGUUGAUACCACACUUGUCAAAUUUGAAGCUACAGCGUAAAAACAAGCUGUGGCUUCACGAAGGUUACUUGCAGAGUAUAUCUUGCCAUUGACUUCCAGCAGUCUCCCCCUGUUUCCAGUAAUCGUUCUAAGCUAAGCUAACUGCCGCCUGGCUCCAGACGUGAGAGUGGAGUUCUCAGCUAUCUCUCCACAAGAAGGCAAAUGAGCUUUAUUUCCCUCAAUGUCAAACUAUUUCUUUACCGUCAAUGCAUUCUCGGCUCAUUAUAACCACCCCGACAGGAGGAAGGAGCAGGUGCAUUAUUUACCUCCCGGUUGAUUUUUUUUUUUUGCAAAAUACAUUCAAGGACCUUUUGAAAUAUUGAAAGACAUUUCGUUGAGGUCAUUUGUUGUGCUUGUUAAAUCUCUUCAGAUGUCCUGGGUGAAUAAAACCGAAGCCUGUGUGGGACUCAUUAAGGACCCGUGUUGUUGUUCUUGAUCACAUUGCCGCACGUGGUUAUUUGUUUCAUGAACAAGCACAGAAACUCGCUGUGCUGCAAUUCAGGAGCUAUUCACGACUCGGGCUUUAUUCCACAGACACGUCUCCUUUGUACAUCGAGUUGCAUUUAUUGACUUUGACCCACAAGACCCGGAAUGAGACCUCUUUGCUCAGUUUUGUGAGGGUUCUCAUGUUAUAAGAUUGCAGGUUUGACUUCUCC
Messenger RNA from Acanthopagrus latus (yellowfin seabream), 2004 nucleotides. Its product is annotated as myoD family inhibitor domain-containing protein-like. The transcript has 4 exons. NCBI's taxonomy places the organism in Eukaryota, Metazoa, Chordata, Actinopteri, Spariformes, Sparidae. Bases 197 to 853 code for a protein of 218 amino acids. The record is from RefSeq and is a predicted model, not a curated record.